This is a messenger RNA of Armigeres subalbatus, 1573 nucleotides long. RefSeq names its product nephrocan-like. The transcript has 2 exons. Gene Ontology annotation, cellular component: plasma membrane. The record is from RefSeq and is a predicted model, not a curated record. Bases 126 to 1415 code for a protein of 429 amino acids. Lineage: Eukaryota; Metazoa; Arthropoda; Insecta; Diptera; Culicidae. Gene Ontology annotation, molecular function: protein binding.
UAUCAUUCGGGCUCGAACGGCAAUAAAUAUGCUAUAUCAGCCUGCUGGAUCUAGGACCUGUGAUUCGCGAGGUAGAUCAUCGAUCUCAGUUGUUCAUUCACUUGGAACGGAUUCGGAAGCCUACAAUGGUUAUGUGGCGAUGCAUCAUUUUGGCAUUGAUUUGCUUCACCAAUGGGUUCACACAAGCACUUGAGACAUUACAAUGUGAACAGAAAAGUUCCAAAAAAUGUAUCAUCUCAAUGAUUGCGCAAAGUGACAUGGCAGCAUUCCCCGAUCUGUCCGAGAGAUUUACGCUUCAGAUUAAAGGAGGUGAUUUGACGACAUUCGAUGCGAGUAUGUGCGACCAGUUAAAACAUUUGAGAAAACUGCAACUGGGCUCGCUUGGAUUGAAGGAGCUAUGUUUGUCGUCGGAACAGGUGGAAGUUUCUGCAGCAGGCAAUCGAAUCGAAGAAGUGAACUUCAGUAACUCCGACUCCCCAUUUAAGCUCCAAAUACUAGAUCUUAAGAAUAAUGCUUUGAAAGCGUUAAAUGGAUUCCAUGUUCUGGUGAAUUUGAUUGAAGUUCAUCUUGAAAAUAAUGAACUUGAUUUUUUGGAUUGGGAAGUUUUUAAACCAAUGUCAAAACUGGAAAGGUUAUAUUUGAAUGGAAACAAAAUAGGAGGUGUAACGGCUAACGAACCCAUAACAUUGCCUGUUUUGGAGUACCUAUCACUUGCGAAUAACCAGCUGACAAGUCUUGAUGUGUCACAUUGGCAUUUCGACUCCUUGGUGGAAUAUGAUUUCAGCUCGAACAAUCUGUCACGGGUAGAUAACUUGACUGGCCAGUUUCCAAGCUCCCAAGUGGUGCUUUUGGCCAAUAAUCAAUGGUACUGCAAGUGGCUUCAGGAUACUUUGGAACAUUUUAAUGAAACCUAUGUCACAAUCAGAGGGCAGGACAAGGAUUGCGAAGGCAUUACGUCGGCUAAUAUCUGCUGCACGCCAGAAAGUGAUAUACUUCACGAAGAUACCGAGUGGCUAAAUAAAUUGGAUAUGCUAGAAAAGGAACAUAAAUCUAUGCAAAUGGAUCUGGAGACGAAAUUUUCCAAUCUGAAGAGAAAUAAUGAACUGAUCAAGUUGGAGAAUCAAUUGAUGAUGAUAGUGCCAACGUUGCCGGGAGUUGAAAGCAAUAGCUCGAGGAAGAAUUCGAUGUACGAUCUUUCAGAGCAGAAAUUUCGAGAAAUUAAAUCGAUGGCAGAUCUUGCACUGAAGCAGGUGUCAGUUCAGCAAGAAGAGUGCGAUCGAUCGCAACGACGCCUAGCCUACAUGAUAAUGGAGCUGAAGAAAUCUUUCGAGCGCAGUAAGAAAACUAUUGCCAGGACGCAGACGAUGUUCGACCAUUUGCAAGCUAGCAUCAGCAAUAAAAUGACGAGCAAAUAGUGUAAAUAAUUUGGAAUGUGUGGUUGACAUAAAAUGUGCUUAGAUUUUUUUUUGUCUUUAUUUAAGAGGUUUUCAGCCAUAGGCUGGCUCACCUCUUAGGUGCUUAGAUCAAUAAAUAGGUCUGAGAUAAAAAAAUAAAAGGGUUAAAUAAUUGUGAA